CAUACUAUCUUUAAUCAUGGUCAAUAAUCACUACUCACGAGUUCAAGACGAUGUUAUCAUGUUGAAGACUUCUCAGUGUUCUCACAGUCUCUCUGUCAUGAUUAAGGUGUCACUAGUCACUACUCAGUACUCACUACGUCUACUCACUUCAUACCUGUGCACUGUGCAUUAGUCAAACACUGCUGCGAGUGCAACUGCAAGUUGAAUUGUUGCAACAGUCCGCACUCAGCUUCUAAGGCUAGGCCGAGUCUAUAGUUCAAUUUCAAAACUAUAUUUUCACUGUGACACUGUAUUGAUUUUUCGUCAAUAGACUAAAAUUUUGAAUAUGCUACCUGCAAAUCGUCGAGUUGAUUCUGAUUCUGAUGAGAGCUUAGAUCGUUUUCCUAGAAAAAAAACCAAAAUAUCUGAUAUAAAUGGACAAUCAUUUGAUAGAGAUAUUUCAAUUGACGAAAGUAGUCAAAAUUAUGAUGAAAUUGAAAUGGGCCAUUAUUUUGAUCACAAAAAUCAAAAUUUGAACAUUAAUCAAACUGCUGUAUCUUCUGAAGCAUCUGAUGAUGAUGACUAUAAUGUUAAUAAAUAUGAAGAUAGUGAAAGUGAAGAUUAUGUACCUAUUUCAGAUGGCGAAUUUGAAUUAGAAAAGUAUGUAAUAAAUGAAACAAAUUCUAAGAUUAUUGGCAGUGAAAAAACUGAUGGUGAGUCUGUCAAAAAUGUUGGUGGUGGUGCCGAUGAUUUUAACAAUGACGAAGAAAAAUUGACUAAAACUUAUAAAUCCAUAGGUAUAGAUAAUGAUGAAUUAUAUGAUUUACUAGAUAAAGCAUAUAGAGACAAACAUAAAACUAAUAGCGAACUUAAAAAGAAAGCUGUUACUCCAGAUGACUUUAAAGAAUAUGAAAAAAUUGUGUUAGAAGAAGUGUGUAAAAAUCAUUUUGAUAUUUUGCCUGAAAAUUGGAUUGAAGCAACUCAUAAAAGUGGCAUGCCUAUUUAUUUACACAAGAAAAGUAGAGUUGUAACAUUAUCAAGACCUUAUUUUUUGGGACCUGGUGAUCCUAAAUCACAUUUAGCUCCAUUAUCAGCAAUUAGUUGUUUACAAUAUCAAAAAGGUCUUGAGAAUAAAGAAAUUAUAAAAAAUGAACCUGAUUUUCAGGUUAGUAAACUUGGUGAUAUGAUUAUACCAAAUGCCAAAGUGGAAACUGCCCAGGAAAAUAUUAUUAAAGAGUCUUUAACACACGAGGAGUUACGGGAAUAUUGUCAAUCACUUUUUAAGUUCAAGGUUAAAGAAGUGAAAGCUUCAAGCAAAAUACCGAAAGAACAAAAUAUAAAAACUGAAAUUUCUAGAUGCACACUAAAAAAUACCAAAGAAAGACCCUCGCUUCCAGAUAGUACUAAAUUGAUAUCAUUUCCAGUUCAAACUGAGGACCACGAUAAACGGUGUAAUCGUCGUCGAGAAUGGAUAAUGAAUCCAAAUGGUAAAAGUUAUGUGAGCAUAUUACAUGAAUAUUUACAACAGGCAUUGAAAACCCAACCUUGGUAUGAGUUUAAAGAACUUGAAAAUACAGAAACACCUUAUUCUGCAACUGUUGUGCUUAAUGAUGUUCAAUAUGGUGUUGGUUUGGGUAAUAGUAAGAAGCAAGCAAAACUUAAUGCUGCUCAAGCCACUUUAGAUAUACUUAUACCUGAAAUGAAAAAUAAAAUAGAUUCAGAUAUCAAAAACCAACGUGAUCCUGUGAUAUUUGACCAAAUUAAAGUCACCGACCCUAGAAUUACUGAAUUCUGUGCUAAAACCACAGAACCUAGUCCGUAUGCUAUGUUAUUAGUGUGUUUGCAAAGAAAUUUUGGUGAAUGUGAAAUAGGUAUUGAAUAUAAAUUGAACAAUCGCCGUAGGAUGUUAAAUCAAUGUACAAUGAUGGUUGGUAAACACACAGCUUCCGUUGCUUGUAAAAAUAAAAGGGAUGGCAAACAAAAAGCUUCUCAAGUGAUACUAGGCUUAUUACAUCCACAUAUUGAUAAUUGGGGUUCGUUGUUACGGCUUUACGGUAACCGGAGUAUUAAGAAUGCUAAAGAAAAAAAACAAGAAGAACAAGAAAUCACUCAGCUCCAGAGUAAAGCUGCUGUAAAUCAACCAAAUUUUGCUAUACUAAAUAAGCUUAAAGAAGAAAUGUUAAAAAUUAGAGACCAAAGAAAAUUAAAAGAAACUAAUGAAACUUUAGGAUUACCUCAAGCAAUGCUUGCUACAACAUGUCCAUAUACCAUAGCAAUUCCAUCAUCAUCAACAAGUCCUAACUAAUAGAUAGUUUUGUCUAGUUUAUUUUUCUCUAUGCUUAAGUUUAAUACAAGUUUGUUGUUUAGUUGAACACUAUUAAUACUUUAAUUGAUGAUUAAAGUUUUUGUAAAAACGUGUAAACAAAUAAUGUGUAUUUGAAAUUACUAAUAUUUAUAUUUAAUUAUCAACAGUAUUAAAAACCUGUCAUAUCUUAUUAUUAUUAAUAAUACUAUAACACAUGUCCAUUGGUGUGAUACUGUGAUUACAUGUGUGCUUUGAUAUGCUAAAUUAACACUUACAUAUUUUUUUUUGCAAAGACUAUAGAUCAAGACUCAUGAUUUAUGAAUUUUUACUUUAACCCUAAAGUUUAUAUUAAAAUAUCAUAGAACUUUUUAUCAACAGUUUUAGUACAAAUUAUAAGAUAGUUUGUAAAAAGUUUCUAUUAAAAUAAAUACAAUUAAUCAAAUUGGUAUGCUUAGAACGUAA
This is a messenger RNA of Myzus persicae (green peach aphid), 2746 nucleotides long. RefSeq names its product microprocessor complex subunit DGCR8-like. The record is from RefSeq and is a predicted model, not a curated record. Gene Ontology annotation, molecular function: identical protein binding; heme binding; primary miRNA binding. Bases 326 to 2284 code for a protein of 652 amino acids. The transcript has 3 exons. Gene Ontology annotation, biological process: primary miRNA processing. Gene Ontology annotation, cellular component: microprocessor complex. Lineage: Eukaryota; Metazoa; Arthropoda; Insecta; Hemiptera; Aphididae.